Messenger RNA from Dermacentor andersoni, 1406 nucleotides. Lineage: Eukaryota; Metazoa; Arthropoda; Arachnida; Ixodida; Ixodidae. The record is from RefSeq and is a predicted model, not a curated record.
ACACGGCGUGUACAAUUGUACACGCGAUUUUCACGAGCUUUUUUGCGAGCUUCUAUCGUCGUCAUCAACACUUGGGCCAUUGGAGCCGCAUUCGAAUUUACCGCUCUACCGGACGGUGCUGCCAUCUCGUGAUUGCCGCGCCAAAUGCAUUACCAAAACAAGAAAACAAGAUGGACGCCUCGACGUUCUACGGCGCGUCAAGCAUCCAGACUCAUGCGAGAACAAGACGCAAGACUCCGAACUCGUCAGUAGACCAGCUUUUUGACGCCAUCAUGAAUGGAGAUGUGUCAGACGCCGAUCUUUCUGACGAUGAAGUCGCCGAUGUACAGGCAGCUCAAGCGGUAACUGCAUCGAAUGAGGAGCAUGACCCUAAAAUGCAUCCUGCAGACGACGAGGGUGAUCUCAGUGACAGUGAUGAGAUGCCUGCGAAAAAAGUGAAGCAUGUCAAGUGGCUCUCCAAACCUUUCGAUCCAGUGGACACGCGCUGCACCUACCACCCGCUUGGCGGAUCAACGCCAGAAGAACCGCUAAAGUAUUUCAUGAAGUAUUUCACCGAUGAAGUGUUCGAGGACUUCACGAAGUACACAAAUAUUUAUGCCUUGCAGAACACAGGAAACGAACUUUCGUGCUCCGUGCAAGAGAUGAAAGUGUUUUUUGGAAUUCUCAUUUACAUGGGUGUCCUGAAAUUCCCACGUGUCCGCAUGUAUUGGCAAAGCGGUACCCGAAUUUCUGCAAUUGCAGAUGCAAUGGCGGUAAACAGAUUUUUUAAAUUGCGAAGCGCAUUGCACAUAACUGACCAGAAUGAGCCAAGGGAUGCAUCCAGUGUGGACAAGUUCUGGAAGGUGAGGCCGCUCCUCGAUGUCAUUAGGUCCCGGUGCCUUCAGCUUGAAGAGCUUGAACAUAACUGCAUUGAUGAGCAGAUGGUGGCAUUUACAGGAAGGGUCCCAGCAAAACAGGUGGUGAAAAGUAAGCCAAACCCUGUUGGUGUGAAGAUCUUUGUGCGAUGCAGCACCGAUGGUCUGGCGCAUGAUUUUGAACUCUAUCAGGGCAAAGGCACAGGAGUAGACCGGGAGUUCUCCUACCUUGGUCUAGGGGGCUGUGUGGUAAUGAGACUUGUGGAGUCAUUCCCACAGCACCGCAACCUGAAAUUGUUCUUUGACAAUUACUUCACGUCCGUGCUGCUUCUGAGGGAGCUAAAAGGUAUUGGAAUCCUUGCCACGGGUACGAUCAGGUGCAACAGGCUGCUGGGUUGUAAGCUGAAGGGCGAAAAAGAAAUGCGAAAGGAGGAGCGUGGGAGCACCGAUGUCAAGGUGACAGAGGAAGGAGACGUUGCCCUUGUGCGAUGGAAGGACAACAAUCUGGUCACGGUGGCCUCAACACAGGUUUCCACUGGUGAAGCUAGGGCU